Messenger RNA from Stegostoma tigrinum, 3501 nucleotides. Its product is annotated as adenosine receptor A1-like. The transcript has 2 exons. Gene Ontology annotation, biological process: G protein-coupled adenosine receptor signaling pathway. Gene Ontology annotation, cellular component: dendrite; synapse; membrane. Lineage: Eukaryota; Metazoa; Chordata; Chondrichthyes; Orectolobiformes; Stegostomatidae. The record is from RefSeq and is a predicted model, not a curated record. The coding region runs from base 195 to 1217 and encodes 340 amino acids. Gene Ontology annotation, molecular function: G protein-coupled adenosine receptor activity.
UUUGGGGGAGACUGGGUGACGGAGACACACAGCUGGCCGGCAGUGAAGCAGGAGCAGCGUCUAGCUGCCUUCCCGGAGAGAAGCGGCAGUGAAGAGGUAGGGAAAGAAUCCAGCGGCUGGCCCAAUGCAGAGAGCUUCCCAGGGAAGGGGCUGAGGGAGUGCAGGCGGGACAGCUCUAGCUGGGCGGAUUCAGGAUGCCUGCUCCCGGGGAGAGUGAAGCAGUCACUAUCACCCCUUCCCUAGUUAUCUACAUCGGUGUGGAGGUGCUGAUCGCUGUAGCCUCGGUGCUGGGCAAUGUGCUGGUCUGCUGGGCGGUCAGGAUCAACCGUGCCCUUCGAGACACCACCUUCAGCUUCAUCGUCUCGCUGGCGCUGGCUGAUAUCGCCGUGGGUUCCCUGGUCAUCCCCCUGGCCAUCACCAUUAGUAUCGGGCUCCACACUCACUUCUACAGCUGCCUGCUCUUCUCCUGUACCGUGCUGGUUCUCACCCAGAGCUCCAUCCUUGCGCUUCUCGCCAUCGCCAUCGACCGCUACCUCCGGGUCAGGAUCCCAACCAGCUAUAAGAGAACAGUUACACAGAAGAGAGCUGGGACUGCCGUUGUCCUAUGUUGGGUUAUAUCUAUAAUUGUUGGCAUGAUCCCGAUGUUCGGAUGGAACAAUUACGCUGAAGCUACUCAAGAUGGGGCAAACGCGAGCCUUGUGAGCAACAUGAUUGUGUGCCAGUUUGAGACAGUAAUCAGCAUGGACUACAUGGUCUACUUCAACUUUUUCGGGUGGGUGCUGCCACCUCUCGUGUUGAUCUUUGUCAUCUAUGUGGAAAUUUUUAAUCUUAUUCGAAAGCAUUUAAAUCAAAAGGCAGUGUCAAUCAACAAUGCUGAUCCAAGCAGGUACUUUGGAAAGGAAUUGAAACUUGCCAAGUCGUUGGCUCUUGUGUUGCUUUUGUUUGCAAUAUGUUGGCUUCCUCUUCACAUCAUCAACUGCAUCACACUAUUCUGUCCUUCGUGCAACAAACCAAUUAUUGUGAUGUACAUUGCCAUCUUUCUAACCCAUGCAAACUCUGCUGUAAACCCCAUAGUAUAUGCCUUCAGGAUAAAUAAGUUCCGGGUGACUUUUCUGCAGAUUUGGAGCCAGUACAUUUGGUGUAACAAAAAUCACAAUGCGAAUAAUUUAAGCAGAGAACAGUUAAGGGCUAUACGUGAACAGAAAAGUAUUAUGUAAUUUACUUCUUGACUUGAUAAAUUGGUGUGAAUAAUCAAGUGCAAAAUUAUGAAUGAAACUGAUUUUGAUACUUUGCUGCUGAGCUUAUUAAUGAUUCAAAUGUUGUGCACCAUUAUGGUGACCAUUCAAACUGAAUCCUCAGCAGCCACCUUAUACCUUAGCAAAGAAUGUUUUAUUUCAGGAGUUGCUGGCAAAGUCUCUGUCUUCAAUUCUCCACUGUUUGCUCUGUUUUUUCUCUCUUUGUCAUGUUUACAUAUUGUCAGAUUUUAGCAAAGACACUAAAUCAGGAACAGGGUGACCACUAGGUGAGAUAACUGGCUGCCAGAGUAAAGCCGCUGCCAGUCAGAAAGAUUUCAGGCCAUCCUCAGUGGAGAAAAUCUUUCACUCCCAGGUCUUGACUUCAAAGGUCUCACCUAAAAGGAAAGGAUUUCAAAGUUCCCAGAUAAACAAAUCCUUGCCAUAGCAACAUCAUUGCUCAAGUGCCAAGAUGGAAUAUUCCAUGUGGACAGCAAACUUGCACUGAAGGAUUCAAUCAUUUUAACAGGCUGAAAAUAUUUCUGAUCAAGACACUGACAUACUAAAAUGGACAAAAUUAAAACUGCUGCUUAAGACCAUCAAGGCGCAUCAUUUUACAGAAUGUGGUGACCUGACAAUAUGCUUUACCAGCAAAUGGAUUUUAUAAAAUGAUGAGUGUACUUUUGCUGAUACCAGUGGUUUGUUUCACUGUAUUACUCUGUAAAAUAUAGCCAGCACGCCUUACAUUUAGACUAAAACUGUUGACGUGGUAUUUUAAUUAACAUUUUAAUCUGUAGCAGUUAUUUAGAAGGCAAAAGUCAUCAUUACUGAUCUAAAAUUUGCACUAAGACAUUCAUUAACAUCAGCUGUGUUGAUUGCUCAUGCAGCUUAAUGCAAGUUUGUAAAGAGCAAGUUGUAUGUAAUGUUCUCUGUAUUUAGUCUGAACAUUUAUCUGCAUACAGAUGGUGUGAGCCAAUGUACAAUUGAACAAUUUCUAUGUGUCAAAUAUAUGCCAUAUAAUGGUUGCUGUUGAUACUAGUUAAUCAUGCGGAUCAAUCUAGUACCAUCAAUGAUUCAUAUUUGUGAAGGUGACUCCCAGUGACUGUUGAAUAUCACUGAUCAAUAUUGCUCAUCAUAAUAGUAAUUAUGGAUUCAACUUUCAAUGUAAUCAUCAGCUCAUGUUUACAAUGAUUUUCUCCUUCACAGUAACUAACUUUUUCUUUUGGUUUCAGUUCUUUAUGUCAACCUUACAAUAAAGAUCUAUCUCAGCCAUUGUCUCUUAAGUGGAUGUACAGGAGUGCCGCCUACCUGUACAAUUUUAGUAGAAGCUCCAAAUAUGGUAGAAUUAUUCUGUAGGAUUCUAGAGGUUAGUGGCUAUCAAUGCUACUUUUCACUAGGGAAUUGCAGUCUUCAACUGGAGCAGUUUGAUUUUUAAAAAUUGCAUUACCUAACAAAUGGAGAAGUUUCAUUUCAAUAAAAUGUAUUUUGCACUAAUUAGUGCGAUUAUUACAAUAAUCGUCACAGUAUUAACAAAUGACUAUAAUGUCAAAGUCUAGAUAAAUAGUUUUAUUGCGGCACAGCAGUUGUUUCAGCAGACAGUGACUAAUGCCAAAGCACUCAUGCAUCUUGAACUUUCCUUUUUCCCUCAAUUUCUUCAAAACAUAAACAAAGCUAGAUUAUAUUUUCCUACUGCUCCAGUGAUUUCUUUGCAUGUCUGGGCUUCUAAUUAACAUAUUACCACUUUUAAAACUAAUUGAAAGUCCUUGUUUUGCUUAGUAAAUACAUUUUAGUUUGCUUUAAUUAUUGACUGUAAAAUGGACUGUUUACUUUAGUCAUAUUUUAAGUCUUACCCCACCUUAAAAUCGUUCUCUAACACAUUGAUUCCUAUAGAUAAUCCAGCCUACCAAGUAUUUUUUAACUCCUGCAUCAGCUUGCAUGAAUUAAGUUUAAUUUUAUUUUUUCUAUUUCGCUACAUGUUUGUCUUUGAAACUGACCUGAUUGCUACUCAGAAGUCAGUGAUACCUGCAAUCAUUUUGAAGCUGUUUAGGCAUACACAUCUCCAGUGUUAAUUCAGUGGAACCAGAAGUAAACCACCCAGAACAGAAUUAGAUUUUAGUUUCACUCCUCAGUUUAUCCUUUGCUGGCUGACCUCAACUGAAGCACCCCAAAGGCUGACACUUGGCUUCAGUGCAUCUCUUUUCAACUGAGAGGUCAGUCGGCCAUAUUUUUUUUCAUCAUUGCAGGCAAACAGGAGUAAGUUCAUAAAAUG